AUGGCCAGGGACAUCUGUAAAGAAGUAAGAAUUGAAGCAUUCAACGCACUUUACAAAAUCCAGAGAGUAUCUGAAGGUGUUUUGCUUCAGUCGCUGUCUAAGAAGAUCAUAAAAACUGACACUGGGAGUGCCUCUAGCAUCAAAGGGAAAAAACUACAACCUAAAUUAUCAUUCCCUAGUGCUGCUUGCAUAUUUGCGCAUGGUGUUGAAGAUGAAUUCUAUCACGUCCGAACAGUUGCAUGUAAAACGUUGGGAGCUCUUGCAAAGCUUUCAAACCAAUAUGCACAGAAGGCCUUGGACUUGUUGAUGGACAUGAUGAAUGAUGAUACAGAAGCAGUUAGACUGCAAACUUUGCAGGCACUUUUUGAUAUGGUAACAUAUGGAUGUUUGAGCAUGCAGGAGAAGUACAUGCACAUGUUCCUUGGCAUAUUGAUGGAUGCCAAUGUUGUAGUUCGAAAUGCAGCACGCAAGAUCCUAGGGCCAGUGAAUCUGCCUAAACUUCAAAUGUUUAAAUCUGCACUUGAUGGUCUCAUUGCAGGUCCGAAGAAAAAUCCGGAGGAUCAAGAUAUAUAUGGCGUUCUGUUUUCCAUUGGCAAGAAUCAUGGGAGCUUUUCAGCCAAUAUAGCCAAACAUUUAGCCAAAGAGAUCAAUAUGGCAUCUGAUGGAGAGCUGAUCUUGGAUAAACCUAGAAUCAAAGCAUUGUUAAUGGUUUCUGUCUCGGCUGCUUAUGAUGAUAAAGACAAAAAACUGGAUAUACCCACAGUUAUAUUUUCACAUGCAAUUCCCCUAUUUGGGAUGAUCUCGUGUGCACUAACCGAAGAUGAACGAGAUUCACUCUUAUCCUAUUUGUAUCGUCAAGCUGGAAUGCAGUUUUGGGAAAAGAAGUUAGUGUCUGCAGAAGGUGGAGAUUAUGAAUGUUUCAGUGUUGAAACUGUGGGAGGAACUCAUGCACAGGUAGAAAUGACUGAAAAAACAACCAAGUACUUAGAUGAAGUCGUGAUAAAGCAAUCGACAAGGAUCAUAUUAGAAACAGUUAAAGGAGCCCGGGUUAUGAUAAAGCCGUGCAGUAUAGGAGAAGUUCAAAGUACUCUAAGGUAUGACUUACUAUAUUCCGUUCUUUCCCAUGCAACCAAUCUUUCAUAUAUAGAUAAGCAUGUAAAAAACGAAAAUUUGUAGUACACUUUGGAAGCUUCAUAUAUAGGAAGCAUGUAAAAAAACUAGUAAAAACGAUUAUUGUAGCAGGACAAUAUAAGCAAGAAUAAGCUGUAAGCACUUGUCUACUAAAAAUUGGAUAAGGAAUAAAAUAGAGAAUAGGAUGGAAAUAUUGAUGCAAGAUAACUUAAACUCAGAAACAUGUUGGGUACAAUAUCAGAGCCCAAGAUAGCAGACGUAGCUAUGUCAAAAUUUUGACAUAGUAUGAUAGUAGCGUACACGAUGAAAAUUACAAUAUUACUGCCAGAGCAUGAAGCAACAACCCAAGAAAGCAGAUGUAGCUAUGUCAUUUUUCUUAUAUUCGGAAAAACUGUACCUGGAAAUCUGUACUUGGGUUGGGGGACAUCAUUAAGGAUUGGUGAAUAAUAAAGCUAAACUGAUGAAGUUUUUGAAGGACAUGUCAUCAGAUAUUAUGCGUAGAAGAAGCAGCAUCGGGUUUUAUAUGUUAAUGAAGACUCAGAAUUGUCUGUUCUUUCCUACAAGUAACCCAUUUUCGAAAGCAACCAAAUGGAUCCAAUUAGGAUAACCAAUUCAUGGCAGUAAUCUAUUUUUUUUGGAUUGUUUAUUUUAGUAAUCUCAUGGACACAGGCAAAAGGUACAAACUAACCUCCCUACAGAAAACACGACAUAAGUUUUAGUAACCUCUGCCCAGUUUUCGUGCAUAGGAUGACUUCAUAUUACCACAGAAAUAUUAUCUUAGAAGCCAUGUUUCACAUAUUGUCACUGCUUAUUACCUGGAACAAAUUUCACCACUAUAUGAAUCUGAGAUGUAGGAACGUUGUUCAAUUUCUAGAAAAGAACAUACCACAUCGAAACUAUUUCCAGAUGUUCAUGCAGUAACCUUUAGUUACCUCAGUACAAAAUGCCUUCCAAUUGAUUAUAGGAUUGGGCACUUCAAAUGGGGGUGAGGAGGAUGUCGGAGGCUACUGCAGGUUCUCCGGCUGGCCCGUGCUACUCCGACAACUGAUUCAGCCGUAGGGUGACCUGGCGAAGCACCAACCAUAGAAGAGAGAUGGGGGGAUCGAGCCCCUAAUGGUGGGAUGGCGCACCUGCGUUGUCCCCCCGGGUAAGAUGGUGUGGGAGAACAAAGUAACGGAUCUGGACGAUGGGGUAGUUGUGGUCAUCGACGAGGAGGUGACGAUGUGCGGCGAGCUCGGGGGUGAUGCGCGGUCGAAUAUGGAGGGGCGAUGCGGUUGACGGUGAGCUGAGUGGCGUUGCGUGCCAGGUGAGACGUGAGAGAAGGGAUUCAGGCGAGAAAUUAGG
Molecule: messenger RNA, 2475 nt
Organism: Triticum urartu
Lineage: Eukaryota; Viridiplantae; Streptophyta; Magnoliopsida; Poales; Poaceae
Product: protein SIEL
Biological process (GO): intercellular transport
Cellular component (GO): endosome
Source: RefSeq, a predicted model, not a curated record